Messenger RNA from Gossypium raimondii (Peruvian cotton), 855 nucleotides. RefSeq lists its product as uncharacterized. Bases 1 to 855 code for a protein of 284 amino acids. The record is from RefSeq and is a predicted model, not a curated record. The transcript is spliced from 2 exons. Lineage: Eukaryota; Viridiplantae; Streptophyta; Magnoliopsida; Malvales; Malvaceae.
AUGGAUCAAAGACUAGAGAAAUUAGAGCAAUUGCAAGAACAGAUGCAAGCUCAGAUGCAGGAAAAACUAGCCAAACUGCAGCAAGAUAUGGAAGCAUCCCAAAGAGAAUUAUUGAAUCAAUUAAAAGCUGUUAGCAAUUUGGGGGGGCACGAUAAGGGAAGAGCCCAUGGUUUCGCCCCAACUAAUGUCCAGACGCAACCAGGGGUGUACCUACAGAGGGUACCUGUCACCAUUAGAUCCCAAUACCAAGUUGGUUCCCCAGCAUCGAUGAACUUCCCAACAGGUUCGGGUUUCAAUCUCGGGGAUAAUCCUAUUAAUCCCGUAGUUCUGGAUCUCGACGAUGCAGUAGAAAUAGAGAAGACAAGAGUAGACCUGCCAAAACAAUUAGAAGACCGAUGUAAAUGGUUAGAGGAGAAGUUUCAAGCCAUGGAAAAUGUCGAUUACCAUCGAGGAAUGGACGCUAAAGAUUUGAGCCUGGUACCUGAUCUGGUGCUCCCUCCCAAAUUUAAAAUGCCGGAAUUUGAGAGGUACAACGGGACCAGUUGCCCCGAAGCCCAUAUCACUAUGUUUUGUAGGAGGAUGACGGGAUACAUCAACAAUGAUCUAUUGUUGAUUCAUUGCUUCCAUGACAGUUUGAUCGGCUCAGCGGCUAGAUGGUACAACCAAUUAAGUCGGGCCAACAUUCAUUCAUGGAAAGAUUUGGCGCAGGCCUUUAUGAAGCAGUAUAGACAUGUGAUGGAUAUAGCACCCGAUCGAAUUGUAUUGCAAAACAUGGAAAAGAAGCCUAAUGAGAGCUUGAGACAAUAUGCUCGAGAGAUGGAGGGAAGUGGUCAUAAGUUCAACCACCACUUUUAG